Molecule: messenger RNA, 2247 nt
Organism: Scylla paramamosain (green mud crab)
Lineage: Eukaryota; Metazoa; Arthropoda; Malacostraca; Decapoda; Portunidae
Product: neuropeptide CCHamide-2 receptor-like
Exons: 8
Coding region: 794-2053 (419 amino acids)
Biological process (GO): G protein-coupled receptor signaling pathway
Cellular component (GO): plasma membrane
Molecular function (GO): G protein-coupled receptor activity
Source: RefSeq, a predicted model, not a curated record
GAAAAUAUUCAUUCGGUGUAAAAGCGGUUCCUGGAAGCAUCAGAGAAUCUUGACGCUUCCUUUUUUCAUUCAUGUAUGGAAGGAGACGCUCGGAAGGGAGACGGGAGAGGGGAGAGCCACUGCUGUCACUCGCGUAAAUCUGGCUUCAUUCACAAAAGUGCAACAGGUUCAAAGGAAUCCUUGUUCUGCGUGUAUGAAUAAGUGAAAAGUUAAUCUCUUCCGUGUUUAAAGUCAAUGAUUCUGCCAUAUGUAAUCAAAGGACGUGCAAUAAGUGGGUGGUGAGAACAGAUUACCGAGGCAUUUGUUAUAAUAAAGCGUGGGGCCGUGGGAAGAGGCGUGACAGGUGAGGUGGGAGGAGGUGGGCGUGGCCAGCCAGGCUCCUCCCACCAUCGCCGUCCCACAGGCUGCCUCGUCAGUGAUUCUCUCGCUGUCGCCAGAAGAGGACGUGGGCUUGCUUCCUCUGUGACCAGUGAAAACUUAUCCAAGUGACUCUAGCUUUUGAUCCUCACUCAAGAUGUUCUCAAAAUUAAAUACAUAAAAAGUAGAAAGGUCUGGUUUUGUGUCCUCCUCCUCCUCCCCGCCAAAAAUGUGGCGCAAAAACGAUGGCGGUGACAAAUAAGUCAUCCAGCCAAGGACACCCUCACCCUGAGUCUGCCGGCACGUACCCCUCGCUGCCUCGGUAACUUACGCGACGAAGCGAGUGACAAGAAGUGAAACACUGAAAAAGUCUCAGUACGAGAUAGCGCUCCUCUUUACAAGUUUAUCGCCUGCGCAAACGAGGCACCGCGUCAUCAUGUCACCGUCAGUCCCCUUCACGGAGAUGGUGCACGCCAGCUACAUGGGGCCGGCACUCGAAGACAACACGACAUUCUUUGGCCCCAUGGACCUCACCACCCCGGGCGUCAUCGAAAUACUCGGCAACGCCUCCCAGCCAGUGCUCGAGCGAAACAUGUCCGCCGUCGACAGGAGCAGCGGGUGGAUGACACUGACGCGGGUGGCGGAGGAGCUCAACUGCAAAGACUACUUAGACAACAUCACCACCUUUGAGAGGAACUGCAUGCCCCUCGAAAACCCAAUGGAGAUGAGGAAACCCCACAAGGCCAACCCGAGCUUCGUGCCUAUCGUGGUGACUCACGCCCUCACCUUCCUGCUCGGAGUGUCUGGGAACAGCGUCAUUGUCUUCUCCAUGGCCAAAGACAAAGGCACCAGGAACGUCACCAGCUGGUUCCUGGUGUCGCUUGCCGUAGCGGACCUGCUGUUACUGCUGCUGUGCGUGCCUCUGGAGACCGUACAGUACUUCUUAUGGGCGCCCCACCUGACCCGCCCCAUCUGCAAGCUGUCCUCUUACUUCGAACUCCUGUCUGCAGUCGCCUCUGUGCUGAACCUUACGGCCGUCAGUCUGGAAAGGUACCUCGUUAUCGUGUACCCCAUGAGGUCACGCUCCUUCUGCACCCUGAGCAACUGUCGCAGGGCCAUCGUGUUGGUGUGGUGCAUCUCCCUCGUGCUCUCUCUACCAGCUGGAUACGCUCAGGAUGUUUACUCCAUGACCUACUUCAACGCCACGCACAACGUCACGGUGUACCACUGCGCCACGGGGGGCGAGCACGACCUCGUUUUCGCAGUGUACCGUCUCAUCAUCGUGUUCCUGCUGCCGGCGCUCUUCAUGUCCUUCUUCUACGCGCGAGUCAUCAAGGCUCUCUGGGUGUCCACCAAGACCAUGUCCGCCAUGACACGUGUUUACAGCUCCCGUUUUGAUUCUCGCUCUCGCUACAGCAUCUCGUCCCCACCACUCCCUGGCCUCGUGCUCUGUUACUUCCGGCCUCGUGCGAUCGCAGUCCUCCCCAUCCGUGGCGUCUGGUCUGGCUGCCUUCCAUUCCUACUGCUCGGUUCGGCGCUGCGUACAUCGCCAGAGGUCCGGAGAGGAGGUGAAGCAAGCCAGAAAGCAGGUCAUCAAGAUGCUGAUUCUGGUGAUCAUCCUCUUCAUGGCGUGCUGGGGACCCAAGAUUGUGUUCUUCGUGUUCCAGAAAAACGGCUUCUCUCAGGAGUCCUUUAAGCCGUUGGUCUACAACAUGAGGAUCUGCCUUGGACUCCUGCCCUUCAUUCACUCGUGUCUCAAUCCAAUCAUAUACAGUUUCAUGUCGACCAACUUCGGGAGGAUGGUGCGACGUACAUGUGCUCGCGAGAACUGCUCCACUAUCCUCAACAACUUGUGUCUGGGAGCCGCCAAGUACAGACCCAGGACGGAAG